Messenger RNA from Dentiscutata erythropus, 177 nucleotides. The record is from the annotation of a GenBank genome assembly. NCBI's taxonomy places the organism in Eukaryota, Fungi, Glomeromycota, Glomeromycetes, Diversisporales, Gigasporaceae.
AUGGAAGAAUCAAAUACGAAACUUAUCGAGGAACAUAAAGUUAUUCAAAAUAACCUACUUAGUGAAAUUGAAAGGAUUACGAACGAUAAAAAUCAAGAAAUAUCUAAUCUUCAAAGGAUCAUAAACGAUAGAAAUCAAGAAAUAUCUAAUCUUCAAAAAAGAUUAGAAGAGAGAUAG